Messenger RNA from Trypanosoma cruzi, 8777 nucleotides. RefSeq lists its product as uncharacterized. The annotation marks the transcript as partial. The record is from RefSeq and is a predicted model, not a curated record. Lineage: Eukaryota; Euglenozoa; Kinetoplastea; Trypanosomatida; Trypanosomatidae. Gene Ontology annotation, cellular component: 90S preribosome; nucleolus; small-subunit processome. The transcript has a single exon.
AUGUGGAGAGGGGAUGGUCAAACGACACCCAUUUACAUCUUGCCUAUAUUUACUCACGGUGGCAUCGGUAGAAGGGGGGAGACUUCGGCUGUUUUAUUCACUCUUUUCUUCGCCCUUAUUUUCAUUUUUUAUUUUAUUUUUUUUUUGCGCCUUGUAAGUAGUAAAGCGCCCGCGUUAUUAUUAUUAUUAUUAUUAAUAUUUUGUAUGAUGCCGCCAAAGAAGCGCGGGCAGAACACGCGGGGUCGGGACAAGAUCUUCCGUAAUGCCGUACAGCAUGUGCAUGUUGGCGUUGGUCACAGUGUGCUGGGGGACAUCAUUCUUCGCCCUGUGGCGGGUCUUGUGAGUCGUACCGGCGUUAAGGACGACGAUAACAAUGCGUACGAGGAGUGUGCGUUUUUGGUGGAGCUAAACGAGUUGAUGCUCUCUCACUCCACGACGGAUUUUAAACGAUUUCGUUGGGAGGUGCUGGAGCUCUGUGAGUCCAAAGCACUAUUCCGCCUCAACCACCGCAGAAUUGCAGAAAAGCUCCUAUUGUGUCUCAUGCGACGUGACAAGUUUGCAGAAGGGUUUGAGGCGUUUGUGCGGCUGACGGUUGCCUUUGCGCGUGACAUGCAGGAGAAGUUUUUGGCAUACUUUGAAUGUUUCCAUCAGGCCAUAAACGGUGGGAUCCUGAACUCCAAGGGACAAUUGAUGGCGGACACCAGAAGACUGCAACUUAUUUUUGCCGCGCAGGUCGCAUGGUGUCGUGAGAUGCGUCCCUUCUGGUUACUUAAGGGGCAGCGUAAACUUGUGGAACGCAUCAUUCGCCUGUACGUGCGGCAGAUGCAUGACAAGAAGGAGUACAUAAGACGGCUGUCAGCGGAGGUGUUGGCGUCUGUCUGCCGCAUGGUGAGGGAUUUAGUACCACUUGUCGUGGAAGAGGCAUGCCUAGAUGUGGUACAGGACUUUGAGGCGUACUGUGCCAAUUCCACGCUGGUAGAAGGAAGGGCGGCCUCCGAGGCGAAUAAUGACAAUGGCGCAAAAGAUGAGGAGGGGGUGGUGGAAGAUGAUGAUGAAGAUUACUUCGAUGGGAAAUCAGAGAAGGAGUUAAAGCCACGUCCCACCGUUAUUUCCUCUUCACUCCUGCAGGCGUAUGAGCAGAGUGGCCUUGUGGUGCUCCCCGUUGUGGACGGAUUGUGUUUCCUCGCUGCAGAGAUGUUUCGGGGCAUCCGUGGGUCUCUUAGCACGAACUUUGAAAAUCACUACGUGCUACUUGCUCACGUUUUUGGAAUUUUGCGGCGUACGCAGUUUGCCGGCACAUACUGUUCAGGGGGAGGAAUGAACGAACAAGAAAUGUUUGGCUUCACAGAAGAGGAGACAAAAAACUUCAUUCAUGCCUCCCGAUGGACCGAAAUGUUUAUGGAUGCCCGGGACGAAAAGGACAUGAAGGGAGAAAGCCAGCAGGGUGAGGAGGAGGUGGUGGUGGUGAAGGAACUCGUUCAGAUGAUCGGUGGUGUAGUCAUUGGCAGCGCCUUACGAAUGAUAGUGGAGGAGACAGUCACUUCCUCCUCUGCCGCUGGUAAUGUUGCCGGUGACGAGGAAAGGGAAAACGAAGAGGAGAGGCAGGGAGUGCGGGCCUCGUCGCUUCAGAUGCUCAGGGCGGUGACGGCACUGUUAGAGUUUUCACCGCCGCAUGCACAUUUGUUAGGGUCGCUUUUGCAUGCGGCAGAUUAUAAACUUUUGCGCGACCCUUCGGCAACAUCCACGCUUCGGAAAACUUCUGAAACGCUGCUGGAAAAGGCAAGGCAGCAAAUCCAGACGGUUUCAAAGGAAAUGACAGACACAAAGGCAAUGAAAUAUGAUGAUUGGUGUCGUGUCAUGCGGGCCUGUGGUGGUAUAUUGGAGGUGUUUACGCCAUUAUGUGUUGGCCCGACUGCUUUAACCUCCCAUGCGAAGACGCUACAAGGCAUUUUUUUGCCUCUCGCUCAGGAGAUUUUAAUGACGUGCCUUUCUAUUUCUGCCCGCCACCACUACCACUACCAACACAAAAACAACAACAACAAAAACCAUGCCGCUUGUGAUGCUUCUGUGGGAGAUUGGGAUGUUUUACGAAGAUCAACGAAACGAAUGUUGUUUGCUUUUAUGCAAGAUGUGCUACAGAAAAACUAUACGUUUUUUCUACGAGACGAACGUCGGUUAAUUGAGGGAGAAAAAGACCCAAGUGGCGAAGGGCACAUGAUGGUGACAUCGUACUUAUCACCAUUUGCGUUAUCCCUUUUGGUCCCUGUACUCCAUAGUGCAUGUGUGGAUGCGAAUGUAGCACUAGAUCGUGUCCGCAACAAAGACAAGACCCUAAAAAACGAUACAUGCGUCUCGGUGAUGCGUGAAGUAACACAUGCGGUGAUGAUGGCUCGCAUGAUGUGUGAUCGGACGACACAUCUGGUGAAAAGCCCUCUGUACUCAGCAUUGACGACCAACAUUUCCCCAUCCACUUUUAUUCCACUUGCUGCAUCUUCUACCUUCUCGGAAGCUGCCAUCUCUUCCUUGAUAAAUCGAGAUGCCUUAACUGCAAGUCUACAGAACUUCUUGCAUGGUGUCUUGUUGGUCUUCGCAAACGCACAGGAAGGUACGGACGAGAAAUCAAAGACGGAUGCAUCGAAAUGGGCCGAUGUAGUGUCGGCGAUUCUUCCGCUGGUCUUGACAGUGGUUGAUGCCGAGGAAGCCAUGAAACGUAUGCCGGGUAAGAAUAGUACCGCCGACAGUGGAAAAAAACCCUUUGUGUGGAUAUUUCGAGAUGCCCUACUGCGAGCUAUAAGAGGUGUCAAGAGCAUCAUCGUUGGUAAUAAGAGUAAUAAUAAGAAUAACGAGAAGAAGAAAAAAAAAGAAGAAGGACAAAAAUUAACACCACUGACACGACUUACAGCCGCUUCCUAUUCCUUGUUUGCACAGGCGUCAACCUUGUUGGUGCAACUGGACACAUUAACAGGUGAACUGGACUCAAAGAACAUGCAAGUGGAGUGUGUAGGAUUUCUAAAGGAUGCCGUCAUAGUUCUUGCCGCGAGCUUCCAAAACAGGCAUGUGAAGGAACUGAAUGACGAGGAGACAGGGCGACUUCUUCAUGGAAUGGAAUGCCUGUUGUUUUCACUACUGCGUCUCUUUGGGGUUGAGCUUGAACUUGAGCGUGACGCAGAGGUCACAGUUGUCUCCUCAAAGAAGGCCCGCGUCAAGGGCUCAACAGACACAGGAGAGCGAACAUUACUGACGGCCACAUCGCGUCUUCAUGGGGCAAUUGACAUGGCGACUCAACGGGCGCUUGUAGAGACUCUACUUCUCGAGGCCCUUGCGUCUCCGGUUCAUUCACUGCGUGUUGUCGCUAUUCGAUUGCUGCGGUUGCUCUGCCACCCAAGCGUGUCGGAGGCGGAGCGUACUGCGGGUUGUUGUGCCAUUGACACCUCCUUUUUUGAUGCUCUACUGAGUGCGGAGCUCUUUGAUCCCUUGUCUGCUGCAGGCAACCUGGACGGUGUGCGUCAGGCGCUGGCGAAGUUGACAUUUGAGGUGGCCGCGGGCACACUGCGGAAUCCAAUCCAACGUGUGAUUUUGGCACAUGCAAUGGUUGGUCUGCUACACACUCGGUUUGCGGAAGCACAUCCAAUCGCGUUGAAAAUGCUUGCAGAUCUUGUGCGCAUGGAGAACACAUCUGCUCCGGUGCUAAAACGACAAAAAAGAUGCGAUUUGGGAAUUUCAGGGGAAAGUAACCAUUCUUCUGUCGGCAACACUUUAUCUCCUACCUCGGAAGCCGCAUCAUCUUCAUCUUCGUUGGCGAAAAAAAUGGAACCGCUUGUUUGGCGAGGAGUUAUAUGCCGGUACGCCCGUGCGGUGGUGUUUGGGGACAUUCUGCGCAGGGCGGCAGCGGAGGAUUUCAAUGACGAGGAGGAUGAAGAAGACGAAGACGCUGGUGGUGGUGGUAGCACACAUGCACGUGGAAGGACCAAUGUGUGGUACCGUAUUUGUCUCACAGAUAUGCAGCGCCAUGAGAAGGGCGAACUUGUGAGCAAAGAAUUUGCUACAGCCCGUUUUACUUUCUCCACGGUUGCGCUGCUGCAGCUGGCCAAUACCGACGGCGAGGUGCUGUCGUGGCGGCGUCAUUACUUACCCUCUGCGUCACCGACACACACGCACGGGGCAAUUACCGCACGCGCCACUGACCGCGCAGUGUUGGCCAAGACAUUUUUGUCCGGGCUUUCGGAGAUGACACGCGGGGCGGUUGGCGACGAGCGGGUGUCGCUCGCAGCGGAGUUGGUGCUUGAGUUGUCUGCUGUACGCCGUGGCGAGCACCCUGAUGGGUUGCGGCAACUUAAAAUGUUGGAUGACCGCCUUGUGUUAGCGAUGAACGCCUGUCAUGUGACGCCCGUGUCGUCUUUGAAUGAACACUUCCCGGCGCAUAUCCGGUCACGUCUCAUCAGACAAAAUGAGCAACUACAAACGAUGUGCAUUGGACUUCUUUCAGACUCAAACACCAAGCUGCAGCGCGCUGCCAUCGAUCUGCUCCAGCGACUUAAGGUUCUUCCCUUCUCGAGUCAUCAUGCCCAAUUGAUUCCCUACUGUGACACGCAGAAAAAUCUCUUUCAUUUUCUGUCCACAUUCCACAUUGAGACGGAUAUUCCAGAGGAGGAUAAGGCAGAUUACAUUGCCACCGCCAUCGCCAUUGUGCUGCCAAAGCUUACGGCAAAGUUGUCAAAGGAAAAGUUAAAGGACCAGGCUAUUCUUCAGCGUCGGAUACUGUCCAUGGUGACACAUCUCUCAGCGACCGGGGAAUUUGCACAAGUUCUGGAAGGAAUAGUGCAGAGACUUAUCUUUGAACGUGUCAUAUCCAGUGGGAAUAUGAAUUCAGCCGCAGUGCAAUUCCCAGAGAUGUGGGCGGAGUGGGUGGAAAGCAACAGUCACUGCGCACGACGUUUGGAACGUCUUGUGAAGCAGUUGUUGAACACGAUGCAGUUACUACAUGCGCUACUGCAGUCUGUUGGUAAAGGUUUUGAGUCUUUUGCGGGGUCAUGCAUGUACCUUUCCCUCAAUGCCUACCUUGUUGGCUGUAAGCAAAUCCUCCAGGCACCGUUAGGCGAAGACACGAUGUGUGAAACCGAGAAAUAUUGGCGUAUACGUAACGCAUUGUCUUCAUCGACUCUAAACACAUUUCUUCCAAAGUUGCGUCGCACAGCUGCAGGAAUGGUAUCAUCUCUUUUUGAACAAUUUCCCUCAGAAGUAAUGAUGGCACUGCGGAAGGAUCUUGUUGAGGUUUCAGGUGGAGAUGUGGCUCAAAGUCUCAUAAGUCGAUAUGUCUCCAUGUUACAUGAGAAUAGCAAUGGUGUCAUAUCCGAGUUUAAGAGCACCCAACGUGCUGGGGACGGUCAUAAGACGGGAGUUACACCGUUGCUGCGGCUUGUACGUGCAUGGGUUGAAUCACCCUUCACCAUGCCGUUGAUUGGAGCCUUUGGUGAUACCGUAACGGCCAUGUUUAUGCAAGUCUUUGGAUGCAAUGCGAUGAGUCACACCAUGAAGAGUUCUUCCACAAAUAUCGUGACUGUGUCUUCCUCUGUGUCCACCAGCUUGUCUCUGCAACAGGCAUCGACACUCUCAAUUUAUGAGGGACUGCGUUGUGUGGGCAUCAUCCUUGCGUCUAGUGAUGAAUCUUUUGAUGUCUUUGGUGCUCCUGGCUCUACUACUUUGCAGAAUGCAUACAUUAAACCGUAUGUGACGACAAUUUUCGGCUCUCUCUAUCGGUUAAUUGUGUGGGGUGCCUCUUCUUCGACUCUCUCGCAAUCGUCCUUUGGCGAUGACCGCUUGGGUGCAACUCAAAAGAAGCGGAGGUCGUCCUCCGUCAUGACAUUUAGCGUGCCCAUGUGGAAAGAGAUGAUCGCGACGGUCACAAUGCUUUCCGAAUACGUGGUUGUACCAGAUACGACGGAAGAUGAAAACCCCGAGGAAUGUGUGGAUGCCAUGCUCUCUCGACUUUUAGAGAUGUGCAUUGCCUUUGUGGCUCACCCCGCCUCUGCCAAGGAUCGACAGACGUGCAUUACGGCUGCCAACAUGUUGGAGGGUUUGUUGCCCCGCAUGCGGCAUGUGGGCGUCGUCGAGCACUUUGAGCCGCUUGUACGUUUAUUUAACGUUGUGACAUGCCCAGAGGCGCGUUUGGCAUUAUGCCGCGCUCUAUCGAUGGUGCUUUCACGGUUGGUGUGUCCUGCAUACUUCCAUCUCCAUGCAGACAAGGUGAAGCGGGGUUCUGCGGCUCACAUGGCACAAAUGGCUGCUGUGGGGCGUGCCGUGACGUGUCUCAACGCCUUCGCGGAAGACAAUACGGAUUUGGGGCGGUACGACUUUGAACUGCGGUUUCACACUUUCCGCUCCUUGCGGCAGUUUUUUGCGCAUAACGGAAACUACGGAGCUCUUCUCGCAAAACACCAGCGCACAGGAGAGGGGUUAUCGUCUAAUUUUUCCCCAAGAAUCGAGAAACAAGUGCGGUAUGAAAGGGAGUACAGUGGCGCCACAGAUGUCACGAUUCCUUUAGACAAGGCGGAGGCUCCUGUGUUGUGUGUAGAGGCCGUUUUUGCACUGGCGGCGAAUGUGAUGUUUUUUCUGCGUGAUCCAGAGGGGACGAUACGUGUGUUAGCAGCCCAAUUGCUGGACGCGAUGAUUUUGUAUGCAUCACGACAGAAGGAUAUCGCAACGUCAUAUGACACAAUGAUUCUUGAGCAUGUGAUUCGACGGGAGAUAUUGCCUUCUCUGCGCCGCGGCAUCACAUCUCGCGAUGUACACAUCCGCCAUGCACAUAUGCAAAGUUUUAGCGCCUUGGCGCGGUAUUACCCUCAGUCCUUUUCUUCAUUUGCCGCACUGCACUCAAGAAAUGUGGAGCGGUGUUUUUUUGCAAAUGUGGGUCACGUUCAGCAUCGGUGUCGUGUGAAGGCGUUGGAGUUGUUGCGGCAAAAUGUGGGACGUCUUCUACCUCGGGAUCUUCUUCGUGUCUUUGUGCCGUUUCUUCUUGUGGCGGUGAAGGACUUUGCGCAGGGAAAGUGGGAUCUACAGAACCUCACGGAGGGACGUGCAAAGGGUUACUGCGAUGCCGUGUUGACAACCGUGGCGACUUUGGCCGCGGCUUUGCCAUGGGAGGGGUAUUAUCGCGUGCUGAGUCUGUUUAUGCAGAAUGCCCGUGAGAGUGCCUCCUUGCGACUGCCGAUGCUUCGUGGUGUGGUGAUGAUGCUUGAUCACUUCCACUUUUUGAACGACGGUGAAACUGAUGGUAAUAAUAAUAAUAAUAAUAAUAAUAAUAAUAAUAAUAAUAAUAAUAAUAAUAAUAAUAAUAAUAAUAAUAAUAAUAAUAAUAAUAAUAAUAAUAAUAGCGGGAUUAAGGGUGGGAAAAAGGGGCAGGUGCGGGAUGCAGACAUUACCCGCCCGGACACGGAUGCCUCUGCUGAUGCAGAUGACGACGAGGAGGACGAGGACGAGGACGAGGCCGCAGCAGCUCUCCAUGCAAAGCGUAUUAAGUACCGUCACGCGCAUGUCAUUCAUGUUCUGGAAGACGAUAUCCUUCCACAAUUGUAUGAGUUCUUGGGUAACGACUCGCGCAAGGCUCACCCUAUUGACACUGAACUUCGUGGGAAUGUGCACACCAUUGCGAGUGUGCGUCAUGAGAUGCGGAAGGCGGACAAUGCCCAACAGAAAACGGCAAUUCUGCAGCUACCUGUGGCCAUCGCCAUUACAAAAAUUGUGAAGCGCUUCCCACCGGAGCGUUUUUCUCUGCAUGUGGAGCAUCUCCUUGAUGAAGUGAUAUUAAAACUGCGAACGAAGAGCGAUAAGCACCGAGAAAGCGCGCGAAAAAUUCUCAGCGCAAUGUUGUGUGAAACAGGACCCGGUAAACUUGCGUUUGUCAUCACGAAACUGCGGGAUCACCUUGUGCACGGCUACCAGCUGCAUGUGCUUGGCUACACGGUCGUGACACUUCUGUACAACCUCUAUGAACCUCAGCAUGCCAUGUCAUACAGGCGGAAGAAACAUGUGAUGGGCGCGGAAGGUGCGGCAGCAGCAGCAGCAAUUGCAGCGAAGGGGACGCCGAUGGAGCAUGCGGGUGCCGCUUUCCAUCAGGGUGAUAAUGAUAAUGAUAAUGAUGAUGACAAAGAAAAGGUUGAGCAGCAGUCACAGACAGAAGCGCGGCAAAAAGAAACCACACGGGAAGAAGAAGAGGAUGCGGAAGCAGAGGAGGAAGAAGAAGAUCUGGUCCGUCAAUUGAUCCCUGCUUCCAACAAGUUUGAUUGGGCAUACGGAGUGGAAUGCCUGACGUCGUGCUUGGAUAAUCUGAUGAGUAUUUUCCUGGACGACUACCUCGGUGAAGUGGGGGAACAGAAGGAACAGGUGGAGCUCAUGAGCACAAUGGUAGAAGUGAAGCGGAAUCGUGCCCUGCAGGGAUUUACUCUCAUUGCCUCCCAUUGCGAGGCAAGCCGUGUGAUUGAGGUCUUCUUAGAGAAGAUUACAUGGCUUUUGACGCCCCCAAGCAUGGCGGAUACGGUGGAUGUAAGUACCCUGCGUGGGAGUGCUCGUGCCGCCGCCCUGUUAUUGCAGGAACUAAAGACAAAGUACAGCACCGUCAGCAAGAACGCCGCCGCCGAUUUUGUUUUUGUUCAAAAGGUUCGACUUUUGGCCGUCCGUUUCGCGCGUGCCCUCAUAAAAAAUGCGACAAUGGAAGUGGAGUCUUCCUUCCUCACCGUGCGAGAUUUACUGCGUCGUCACAAUGAAGUGCGUGAGGAGAAAAU